AUGGCUUCAAGGAAUGAUGGUAUUCAGCUCCUUUUACAAGCUGAAAAGAGUGCCAGUGAGAAAGUAAAUGAAGCAAAAAGGCGUAAAGGUAAACGAUUAAAGGAAGCUAAAGCUGAGGCUCAAGCAGAAAUAGAAGCUGAACGAGCUGAGCGUGAGCAUCACUUUAAAAUUUGCGAGGGUAAGGUACUUGGUCGUCGAUCAGAAAUUGAGUCACAGAUUCAAAAGCUAACCCAAGAAAUAAUCGAUGCUCAAACUGCCUCAGUAAAUCUUCAUAAAGAAGACGCCAUAAAUAUGUUGUUGAAUUGUGUAAUGCAAAUUCAGCCACAGCUACACAAAAAUUACCGCAAUGGAAUAACGAGUUAA
Schistosoma spindalis is the source of this 363-nucleotide messenger RNA. The record is from the annotation of a GenBank genome assembly. NCBI's taxonomy places the organism in Eukaryota, Metazoa, Platyhelminthes, Trematoda, Strigeidida, Schistosomatidae.